AUGUACAGAGGCAAAUCUUUACCCAUUCAAAAGCCAUCCGAUUGGAUUCGCUUCCGGAAGACACAGCCCGCUCGUGAUGUCUUUUGUGGUCGAGGCAAGGGGGGGAUUGCUCAGAAAGAUGGCAUGGCUCGGGUAUCAGAGCUUUAUGAGGCAGCCGGACGAAAGCUACCUGCAGACGCCGAAGAGGAUAGACCAUCCAAAGCUGGUGAUAGAUCCAAUGUACUCACCCCAUCUGAGCUAGCGCUUGACGACGACUCCAAGGCAGACAACAAUAGUGGGGUGGCCGCUGCAUCCCUUGCCUCUUCUAGGGCAAAUCGUGUUUCAAAAACAUACAAUUGCGAGAUGAUUCUGUUUACAGUAUCAAAAUAUAUUGGCCGCCACUCUUAUCAACUGACAACAACCACCCACGGGGCCACCCCGUUUGUUCAAAUUGCUGAGGAUCUAGAUGGGCCAAAUACUUUUGGGAAUCGUUUGCAUGCGUGGGUUGUAGGCCAUACAUCUGAUUAUAUUUCCUCAGCACUUGAUCCAGACCCCCCAAACUCCAAGCAUUCACUGAAGGUGACCACACGUAUGGCACGACUUGCUGCUAAAAAAACCAAAAACGUUUUCACCACAUGGCCUUGGACGAACUGCGAGGAGAGACUAGCCAAACAAAGGUUUAGGCUGGAGCUGAAUCCCCGGAUGAGAACACCGAUCAAGAAUAUCACCAACCCAAGUCGCUACCUGGGGCCAGGCGAUAUCAGGCAGCUCCAUCUUGACUUGGAUGACAAAUUCAUCAACAUAGUCCGAAUCACAACUGCUACGUCUUCACAAUUGUCUUCCGGAGCGACCAAACGCGUGCGCUCCGACAAGUCUAGCUCACAUUGCUCCUCAAGAUCAGGGUCCAGAACUCCCUCUGAGUCGUCCAGCCCUCAAAGGAAAGGUGUUGUCAAGAAACACUGCUACUCAAUAAAAUUGUCCAGCGACAAAGACAAUUCCGAUUCAUCAAAUGAACGUUCUGACUCUGACUAG
Puccinia triticina is the source of this 1011-nucleotide messenger RNA. RefSeq lists its product as uncharacterized. The record is from RefSeq and is a predicted model, not a curated record. Lineage: Eukaryota; Fungi; Basidiomycota; Pucciniomycetes; Pucciniales; Pucciniaceae. The transcript is spliced from 4 exons. The coding region runs from base 1 to 1011 and encodes 336 amino acids.